Messenger RNA from Bipolaris zeicola 26-R-13, 537 nucleotides. RefSeq lists its product as uncharacterized. The transcript has a single exon. NCBI's taxonomy places the organism in Eukaryota, Fungi, Ascomycota, Dothideomycetes, Pleosporales, Pleosporaceae. The annotation marks the transcript as partial. The record is from RefSeq and is a predicted model, not a curated record.
AUGAACAACAUUGCCGGCGGACUUACAGCUGAGGCCAAGGCCAAUAUGCUUGCGAACCUCCAAAUCGAACUCAACUCGCGCAUUGAGAAGCUGCGAUCCCAGUGCGAGGCUCAGUGCGCCAGUAUGCAGUCGCGCCUCGAGCGACGCGUCAACCGCAUCCCGGUCGUGACGCGCCAAACCACACUCGCCAACCUCCUCAAGGCAUCAGCACCAGUACAACUUAUUACCGCGCCUGCCCCACCAACCAAGGUCACAACUACAACCGCCGUCACCACAACAUCGACUACCACUACUGCCGCCACCAAGAAGGCAGCCGGUACUGGCACUGCUGGCCGCAAACCUCGCAAUGCUGUUCCCAGCGCGCCUUCUUCGAGACCCGCAUCCUCUCCAGAAGUGCGCAUCAAGUCCACUUCCACAACCAAGACUACCAAUACCAAGACUGUCCCCACAUACGCCAAAGCAACAAAGACGGCCCGAGCGAAGAAGCGCAGCAGCGACGAACUGUCUGGCGAGGACAAGGAAAACUCCGAAUUGCCU